Aphanomyces astaci is the source of this 798-nucleotide messenger RNA. RefSeq lists its product as hypothetical. The record is from RefSeq and is a predicted model, not a curated record. Gene Ontology annotation, molecular function: mRNA binding. Gene Ontology annotation, biological process: mRNA export from nucleus. NCBI's taxonomy places the organism in Eukaryota, Oomycota, Saprolegniomycetes, Saprolegniales, Verrucalvaceae. Gene Ontology annotation, cellular component: nucleus. The transcript is spliced from 6 exons. The coding region runs from base 1 to 798 and encodes 265 amino acids.
AUGUCGUCGCUGCUGAACUCGUUGGACAUGAGUCUGGACGACUUGAUUGAGAAGAAGAAAUCGUCUUCCAACAAACCCGCCCGUGAAGGUCGCAGCGGAGGUGGCGGCGGUGGAGGUGGACCCGUGCGUCGCAACCGCGCCAACACUGGCCGUGGCCGUCGUAAUGCCGAACCAUACUCCCGCAAGAACGACGAUGAUGACGAUAUGGGUGAAGGAUCGGGCAAUAAGUCUGGCAAGCGAGCGUCCAUCUUGUCACGCUUGGGAGGCCGCGUGAACAACGAAGAAGCGGGCCACAAGAUCUUUGUGACGAACUUGAAGUUUGACGUGUUGGAAGACGACUUGAAGGAGUUGUUUGGCACGGUGGGCAAAGUGUCCAAAGCCGAAAUUGUGUACGACAAGUCUGGCCGCUCCAAGGGUACGGCUCGCGUGUGGUUUGUGCGUCGGAAUGACGCCGAGCAAGCGGUGAAGCGCUACGACGGCCGACUCUUGGACGACCAAGCGUUGAAGAUUGUGCUCGACGACGCAGCCACCAGUGGCAACGGCAACGCCAACCCCCGCAACAACAACAACUCGUCGCAACGUCGCCACAACUCGAACGAUGGCAACAACGUGCGUCAAGGCGUGUUCGGCACGGCGCUGGACGAUAACGAUGAGCCCAGGUUCAAUGUCACGUUCGAUGGUGGCCGAAGAAACGGCGGAGGACGUCGCAACCGCCGCGGCGGCGGAGGUGGCCGCAGCAACAACAAAUCGGCCAAGGACUUGGACAACGACAUGGACACGUACCAUGCCGACUUGUAG